AUGAAACGAUUUCUCGAGACAAACGAUCAGCAAUCGUCAUCGAAAAAGACAAAAACAGAAAAUUCAAGUUCGGAUUUUGUUAUUUCAAUACAAAAUAACAGAUUAAAAACCGCUGAAAGUAUUAGAGAUUUCAAGUUUAAUAAGAAACGAGUGAAGAUCCUCUCAAAGGUUGAAGAUGUGGCUGAGAAAUCAAACGGAAUUGCCUACUGGAUGGCUCGAGAUCAGCGAGUUCAGGACAAUUGGGCACUUCUUUUCAGUCAAAAUCUUGCUAUUAAAAAUAAAAUUCCUUUACAUGUUGUGUUCUGCCUUACUGACGGCUUUCUUGGUGCAACAAUUCGUCACUUUGACUUCAUGUUGAAAGGACUUGAAGAGGUUGCAAACGAUUGCACCACUCUUAACAUAAAUUUUCAUCUUCUUCGUGGUGAACAUACAAAAGAAAUUCCAAAGUUCAUUAAAAACAACAAAAUUGGUGCUGUUGUUUGUGAUUUUAGUCCUUUGAGAAUUCAUCGAAGUUGGGUUGAUGGAAUCAAGAAAGAACUUCCACCUUAUGUUCCUCUCGUUCAAGUUGAUGCUCAUAACAUUGUCCCCAUUUGGAUUACAUCAGAUAAACAAGAAUAUGCAGCAAGAACGAUAAGAAACAAGAUCAACAGCAAAUUGGGUGAAUUUCUUACAGAGUUCCCUCCACUCGUCAAACAUCCUCACAAAUCCACUGAAAUGCCAGAUAAAAUUGAUUGGAAGAAAACUUUGCAAUCACUUAAAGUUGAUGAAACUGUUGGAGUUGUUGAUUGGAUUAAACCUGGUUAUAAAAACGCUGUUGAAGUUCUUGAAACUUUCAUUAAUAAACGAUUGAAAGUGUUUGCAACCAAACGAAACGAUCCAACAAUUAACGCACUUUCAAAUCUUUCGCCUUUCUUUCAUUUUGGACAAAUUUCUGUUCAACGCGCGAUCAUUGAAGUACAAAAGCAUAAAAGUAAAGCCAAAGACAGUGUUGAUGCUUUUUGUGAAGAAGCAAUCGUUCGUCGAGAACUCAGCGACAAUUUCUGCUUUCAUAAUAAGAAUUACGAUAAUCUCGAUGGCAUCACAGACUGGGCUAAGAUAACUUUAAACGCUCAUCGUAAAGACAAACGUCCGUAUUUAUACACAAGAGAUGAACUCGAGAAAUCUAAAACGCAUGAUGAUUUGUGGAAUGCUGCACAGAAUCAAUUAAGAGUCGAAGCUAAAUUGCACGGAUUCCUACGAAUGUAUUGGGCGAAGAAGAUUUUGGAAUGGACAGCAAGUCCUGAAGAAGCUUUGGAGACGGCGAUUUAUCUCAAUGAUCGCUAUAACUUAGAUGGUCGUGAUCCCAAUGGCUAUGUCGGCUGUAUGUGGAGCAUCGGCGGCAUUCAUGAUCAAGGUUGGGGCGAGCGAGCUGUCUUCGGCAAGAUCCGUUACAUGAACUAUGAAGGAUGUAAACGCAAGUUUGACAUCAAAGCUUUCAUCGCACGUUAUGGCGGAGUUGUUCAUAAGAAAAAGUAA
This is a messenger RNA of Clunio marinus, 1515 nucleotides long. NCBI's taxonomy places the organism in Eukaryota, Metazoa, Arthropoda, Insecta, Diptera, Chironomidae. The record is from the annotation of a GenBank genome assembly.